AUGGCACAUUCUCACGACCACGGAGGCGGCAGCCACCCCCAUGCUGGUGGUGAACAUGGCCAUACUCACGAAAUCCUGGACGGUCCAGGCUCUUAUCUGGGCCGCGAAAUGCCCAUCAUCGAGGGUCGAGACUGGAACGAGCGAGCUUUUACGAUUGGCAUCGGUGGCCCCGUCGGCUCCGGCAAAACGGCCCUCAUGCUCGCCCUCUGCCUCGCCCUCCGCGAUACCUACAACAUCGCGGCCGUGACCAACGACAUCUUCACCCGCGAAGACUGCGAGUUCCUCACCCGCCACAACGCCCUCCCCGCCCCACGCAUCCGCGCCAUCGAAACCGGCGGCUGCCCGCACGCCGCCGUGCGCGAAGACAUCUCGACCAAUCUCGCCGCGCUCACGGACCUGCACCGCGAGUUCGACACGCAGAUGCUGUUGAUUGAGAGCGGUGGGGAUAAUCUGGCGGCGAACUAUAGCAGGGAGCUGGCGGAUUUCAUCGUGUAUGUGAUUGAUGUUGCGGGCGGGGAUAAGGUGCCGCGGAAGGGAGGACCGGGGAUUACGCAGAGUGAUUUGUUGGUGGUGAAUAAGACGGAUUUGGCCGAGUUGAUUGGAGCGGAUCUGGGGGUUAUGGAGAGGGAUGCUAGGAAGAUACGGGAGGGUGGACCGACGAUCUUCGCCCAGGUCAAGAAUGGGAAGGGUGUUGAUCAUAUCGUUGAUCUGAUUCUGAGCGCUUGGAGGAGCAGUGGUGCGAGUGUUGGUGGUUCUGCUCCUGCUGCGAACGGCACGAAGUAG
Molecule: messenger RNA, 783 nt
Organism: Saxophila tyrrhenica
Lineage: Eukaryota; Fungi; Ascomycota; Dothideomycetes; Mycosphaerellales; Extremaceae
Exons: 3
Coding region: 1-783 (260 amino acids)
Molecular function (GO): GTPase activity; nickel cation binding
Source: RefSeq, a predicted model, not a curated record